This is a messenger RNA of Acanthosepion pharaonis, 840 nucleotides long. The record is from the annotation of a GenBank genome assembly. NCBI's taxonomy places the organism in Eukaryota, Metazoa, Mollusca, Cephalopoda, Sepiida, Sepiidae.
AUGGAAGUUCACGUUUCGACGCGUGCUCUCUUUGUGGCAGUUUUUCUUUUUUCACAAACUUCUGUUUCUUUGGGUCGGAAAAGCCAUACAAUAAGUCUAACUGAUGAUAACUGGCGUCAGUUAUUGGAAGGAGAAUGGAUGGUCGAAUUCAUGGCACCAUGGUGUCCAGCUUGCCAGAGUUUCAAAGAAACUUGGGAAAACUAUGCCACUUGGGCUGAAGACCUAAACAUCAAUGUAGCCGUUGUGGAUGUGACUAAUAAUCCAGGUCUCAGUGGCCGUUUCCUUGUCACCUCUUUGCCAACAAUAUUCCAUGUGAAGGAUGGUAUUUUCCGGCAGUACCAAGGUCCCCGUAUUACUGGUGAUUUAAUAAGUUUUAUUGAAGACCAACGAUGGAAUCAAGUUGCUGCUGUGAAUUACUGGCUUACACCUGAUUCCUUACUGAUGUCAGCCCUAAGCCUUUUCUUCAAAGCAGCCAUGUUUAUUCGGUCUAUGUAUUCAACAAUGACUGAAGUGUAUGGAAUUCCCGAGUGGGGAUGUUAUGUCAUCUUUGCUGUGGUUACAUUAUUAUUUGGAUUCCUAGUUGGUUUGAUCCUUGUUUGUACUGUGGACCUAUUGUUACCUGCAAGUUAUUUUGUCCCUUCCCAGCGUCCAAGGCCUGCUCCAACCCCUACAGAUCAAAUCAAAGAGGAAAUGGAAAAGGAUGAUGAGUCAGACAUCAUUGAUGACACGAAUGAUAUCAAAGGAGUUGAGACAUUACGUCAGAGGAAUCCCCAAGCUGUGGCUAGCAAAAUUUCUCAAAACGAUAAGAGAUGCCAAGAAAAGCUAAUAAAUAAAUCUUAA